Daphnia carinata is the source of this 2488-nucleotide messenger RNA. It is a transcript of the gene Ddx1, whose product is annotated as ATP-dependent RNA helicase Ddx1-like. NCBI's taxonomy places the organism in Eukaryota, Metazoa, Arthropoda, Branchiopoda, Diplostraca, Daphniidae. The transcript has 16 exons. The coding region runs from base 156 to 2369 and encodes 737 amino acids. Gene Ontology annotation, molecular function: RNA helicase activity; nucleic acid binding; ATP binding. The record is from RefSeq and is a predicted model, not a curated record.
UCCUUAGCCGGCCGAUUUCAGAACGAUUUUCAGCGUGUGGGUGCUGAACAUACAAUUUCAGUUCAAAAUAAUUCCACGUAUUAAGAUUUUGUAUAGAAAAAAUAGCUUCUGCGAAUAUCAUACUUCUAAUUAGAUCCUUCUUAGAAAGAGUUGAAAUGGCGGCUUUUGAAGAAAUGGGGGUUCUGCCGCAAAUCGCGAAACGUUUAGAAGAACUAGAAUGGAUGUUGCCCACAGAUGUCCAGGCAGAAGCUGUACCAUUGAUCCUGGGUGGAGGGGAUGUUCUAAUGGCAGCAGAAACUGGCAGUGGAAAAACAGGGGCAUUUUGCUUACCAAUCAUCCAGAUUGUGUGGGAAACUAUUAAAGAUAUCCAAAGUGGAAAAGCAGCAUCUAGAACUGGCAAUAGUAAUGCUGCCAUAGAAUCUCAAGAUAAAUGGAUUUUAAGUGCAUAUGACAGAACUCCAGCUAUGGCCAUAAAUACUGAAGGGACAUUGUGUCAAUCAAGAGAUGUAGCAUGGGGUGGUGCAAGAGCAACAAAAGGGUUGCUUAACAAAGGAAAGUAUUACUAUGAAGCCACGGUUUCUGAUGAGGGUCUCUGCAGAGUAGGUUGGUCUUUGAAUGAGGCAUCCUUGGAUCUUGGCACAGAUCGCUAUGGAUAUGGCUUUGGUGGCACGGGGAAAAAAUCAAACAACCGACAGUUCGAUGAUUAUGGCAGUGCUUAUGGGUUGAACGAUGUUAUUGGUUGUGCACUCGACCUUGACAACAGAGUCAUCUCGUUUUUUAAGAACGGUGUUGAUCUAGGAAAAGCGUUUGACAUAAAUCCGGAGUUCAGAAAUAAAGCUCUCUUCCCUGCUGUGGCACUCAAGAAUGCUGAAAUUGAAUUCAACUUCGGCCAUAAACCUUUCAGAUUUGGCAUACCGAAAAAUUUCAUACCAGUUUGCCAAGCAGGAAGUGAUUGUACGUCUUUAAACUCGAAUUCUGGGGUUGCCGUGCCUGCUCAGGUUAAACUUAAAGCAAAUGCACCACAGGCCGUCAUAAUUGAGCCCUCCCGUGAGCUCGCUGAACAGACAUACAAAGAGAUAAACAGCUUCAAAAAAUAUUUGGAUGCACCUGAUAUCCGAACGAUGCUUGUGGCAGGCGGCAUUGCAAUCAAAGAGCAGCUUAGCGAUCUUCAGAAAGGAGUUGAUAUCAUUGUUGGCACACCAGGCCGAUUAGAGGAGCUAACCAAGAGUGAAAAUUUGCUAUUAACUCAUUGCCGUUUCCUUGUUUUGGACGAAGCUGAUGGGUUGCUGCAGCAAGGCCAUGGCGAGUUGAUCAAUCGUUUGCAUUCUCGAGCUCCAAAAAUAACUACAGACGGGAAACGCUUGCAAAUGAUCGUGUGCUCCGCCACCCUUCAUUCGUUCGAUGUGAAAAAAAUGGCCGAUCGCCUGAUGCACUUUCCAACAUGGAUUGACUUGAAAGGUGAAGACUCUGUACCAGACACAGUGCACCACGUCGUCGUUACGGUAGAUCCUCGCACUGACAUGUCGUGGCAUAAUUUACCAAAGCGAAUACCAACCGAUGGGGUGCACGCAAAUGACCGCUUAACUCCUACAUCCGCCACACCUGAGAUGUUGUCUGAGGCAGUAAAACUACUAAAAGGAGAAUAUUGCGUCAGGGCCAUAACUGAACAUAACAUGGACCAAGCAAUCAUCUUCUGUCGCACAAAAGUCGAUUGUGAUAAUCUUGAAACCUACUUGAAUUCCAUCGAUAAGCAUAAAUUCUCAUGCGUAUGUCUCCAUGGUGACCGAAAGCCACAAGAGCGUCGCGACAAUCUGGAAGCUUUCAAGCAGAAACAAGUAAAGUUUCUCAUCUGUACUGACGUUGCUGCGAGAGGAUUAGACAUAGGCGGUUUACCUUUCAUGAUUAACAUCACGCUGCCGGAUGAGAAAUCAAACUAUGUCCAUCGCAUUGGUCGAGUUGGUAGAGCAGAACGAAUGGGAUUGGCCAUUUCUUUUGUAUCCAAUGUUCCUGAAAAGGUAUGGUUUCACGGUGAGUGGUGUUCGUCGCGCGGCAAAGGGUGCACUAAUUCAAAGUUGACCACGCAAGAGGGAUGCUGCAUCUGGUAUGAUGAACAACAGUGUUUAGCCGACGUGGAGGAGCACUUGGGCAUAACCAUAUCGCAAGCUGGCACGGACAUUAAAGUCCCGCAAGACGAAUUCGAUGGUAAAGUGGUGUACGGACAGAAGAAAAAGGCUGCAACCUCAGCUUAUCAGAGCCAUGUAGCUCAAAUGGCGGGGGCUGUUCAGGAACUUGCAGUCCAAGAAAUGAAGGCUCAGCUGCUUUUCCACUCCUUUGCUAAUAAUGCUAAGAAGAUUUUUGGGUCAGUCUGAUAUUGAUACUUUCUUUUGUUGGUGUGGAUCUGACAGUUUACACAUCUAAACUAUAUGAAUGGGUGAAAACGAAAAUGUUCUGCCUUUCUCAGCCGUGGAAAUAUUACAGUUACAGUUAA